AGGGGAAAACACACAAUUCACAUCAAUAACGUCAACGUCAACAUCGCGACAAUGCCUCGUACUAGCGCGUACCUCGAUAGUCCCGCCUUGGACCAUGCUAAAGCAAAGGCGUCUGGACGCUUUUAUCGUUCUCUCUGUGAACACACUUCUACUAAACCAUACGAGCAUCAACGGCAUCUCAAUUCGAACCGUCAUCAAGCCAACGUCGCCAAGGAGAAGGCUGGCGUCGUAAAGAGAUUACGUUGCGACUAUUAUGACUACGCUUGCAACAAGCCGUCACAUAUGAAGACACACGAAGCUGGUGAGCGCCAUAAGAAGAGAGUUGCUGACGCCAAGGCUGCGCUUGACGCCGAGGCCAUCGUUGAUGACUCCCCAGAAUAG
Molecule: messenger RNA, 381 nt
Organism: Trichoderma harzianum CBS 226.95
Lineage: Eukaryota; Fungi; Ascomycota; Sordariomycetes; Hypocreales; Hypocreaceae
Exons: 2
Coding region: 52-381 (109 amino acids)
Source: RefSeq, a predicted model, not a curated record